CAUCCCUUAUUUUCUUUCAUUUCCCUGCAGACAUCCAUUCAAUUUUCGUCUUUACCAAUAAACCUGAAAUCAUUUUUAUGCACAAUGCUCUAAGUUGAAGUCUUUCUUUUGGUUGAUCCGGUGAGCUGGAGGUAUUAGAUGGAAUGGAGCUGCAUUGCCGACUAAAGAAUCAGAUGAAUUCAGGCCAUUUACUUGGAGUCUUUCAAGAAUUCCCAAAUAUGGACAAUUGCAGAUAUAUUAAGUGGUGGGAUAGAAAGUAGCUUAUUUUUAUUUGGGUUUAUGGUUUCAGGUAUUCCAUCACAAAGGCUUUCUGUAUGGCCUUCCUAAUGACAUUAUUUUCUGUGUUUGAUGUUUCUGUCUUCUGGCCCAUAUUUCUUUGCUAUUGGGAAGCUCUGUUUGUUCUCACAAUGAAGCGUUAGAUAAAGCAUAUGAUCAAAUACAAUUACUUUCCAUUCAGCAUAGGAAAGCAGAGGUAUACUGGGAAGAAUGCAGCUGCAAGUGGUGCAGGACAUCCAAAGCAGGUUGAGGAAAUUGCAGUUGGAUCACUUGAGAUUUUAGGGCCUUGUUUACAAGUUUUUGAGUGCCAGCAACAUUCAGGUUCAUCAAUUAGAUUUGGAGGGCUCCCGCUUGUGGGUGAGGCUGGCAAUAGUAGUGCUGGCUGCAUUUUUACCUGGUAUUGGCUUUGUGAAUGGUGCGAGGGAGGUCUGGAUAAUAUCUGAAUUCAUCAAACAGGUGUUGUUAGGCUUGAUUAUUCAUGAUUUGGGUUGUAAUUAUAUCAUCUCCUCGAUGGUAGUUGGGUAGCCCGCAGGAAUUGACUGGGGCAAAAUAUAUGUUGCCAGGUGUG
This is a messenger RNA of Rubroshorea leprosula, 844 nucleotides long. NCBI's taxonomy places the organism in Eukaryota, Viridiplantae, Streptophyta, Magnoliopsida, Malvales, Dipterocarpaceae. The record is from the annotation of a GenBank genome assembly.